UUUUGCAAGGUCACCGCGUAGCAGGCGUGAGACGGAGCGGACCGGGAGAGAAACGGGGAUGAAAGCAGGGGUAUUGGCCGCCCCUACCCCUCCCUCCUGUUCCCCCGCCGGGAUCACUGCGGAAAUUGAAACGCGAGGGCUUAUGGGAGAUUUCAAGCAAAAAGGCGACGAAGCCUCGUUAUGAAGCUCCGCGCACGCCAUUAUUGUCGGCCAUGUUGAAUGAAUCACUUCAUACGUACAAAGCCAAAACGGUCGAAAUUAUGUGAUAUUUAUAGCGCCGUUUGGUCUCUUUUUUCAAGGCACGACAGAACAUAAACUAGAAGAGCUAGUCACCGAACACAGAGAUACUCUUGCUGUUUUGUGAAGUCAUCGUGGGAGCGAAACCCUCGAUUUCCAAGAAUCGAGAGUUUCUUUGCUGGCUAGAGAACAGAAGUUACCCCCUUAUAUUUAGCUCUCUGUGAAGCAUUAUGGUAGAUUGGAGAGAGAAAUAGUUUAUUGAUAAUAUCUGUCCUUGGAAAAUGAAGAUUGACAGAAGUAAACUGCGAAAAACGCAGUCGGACGUGGCUCCUGAGUGCAGGCAACUUAUUCAAAGACUCAAGGAGGCGAGUGACUGCGAACUGAUCUGCAUACUCAAGGACAUCAAUACGUGGUACUACGGAAAGUGUGAGCUUCAACACUGGGUUGAUGUCAUGGACAAAUUUGAUGAUAUCUUGGCAAGUGUUGCUAAACCAGUGAACGGAAGUAGUUGGAUUCUCACUUAUGACAAGUUAGAUCAGCUUGAAGGACCUGACAUAGCGACUGAGCAACGGUGUCUGGUUAAUCAUGUGCUGAGAUUCACUGCUCUGGUGUUGGAGCACUCAUAUACAAGACAUCUCUACAGCUCAUCAGAGCAUCUGGUUUCUCUGUUAGUUGCAAGUGACAUGGAAGUUGUGCUCUCUGUUCUUGGAGUGCUCUAUGUAUUUAGCAAGAGAUCCAGUUUCAUACCACGGUUGCCAGCUGAUAAGAGAAAGGCAAUUCAACAGCGUCUUCAGUGCUUAGGAGAGACAUGGGGAGGUAAGAAUGCAGGGUUCAGUCUUGCUCACUGUUGUCAGGAUUUACCUCUCAAGGAGUUUCCUGCCAGCUGUGCUGAUGUUUACUUUGAGUAUUACAAUGAAAGUGCCAAUACUCCUCAGUCUGACUCACAGCAGGAAAAAACACCAGGCAGUCAACUGUGUUCUGUACAUGUCAAGCAACUUUACCAGUUUUCAGAGAAUCCAGGAGAAGUUAUGGAACAAGUAACAACUUGUUACAAUGUACCGACUGACAAGCAGGUGAAUCUGUUCAGUAGAAUACGAUUGGCCAAACACUUUCCCAUCUAUGAGAAGAGAUUACAGUGUAUCCAGGCUCGACUGCAAGCUAUCUCAGUGUUAUUGUAUUCAAACAGCACACAGGAUGUUGUAAACCCACUGCUAUACCAGGGAUUCAUAGAGGAAACAGUGGAACUGCUUGAGUUCGAUCAGCCUCAGUUCAGUGAUAUUAGAACAGCAGCCAUCCGGACACUUACUGCUCUUGUGCACAUGGAGUGCAGUCCAAGAGUGAACACUGUCAUUGACUGUACAGGGUUAGCAUCUUAUCAUGGAUAUCUACCAACCCUCACGCGAAACUGCAUUCAAGCUCUCACAGAUCCAUUGGCAGAUUCACUACCAUUGCCUUUUGCAACUGGCUUGUUUUCAUUUCUCUACCAUUUGGCAUAUUAUGAAAUUGGUGCUGAAGCUCUGGUCUCUUGUGGCUUAUUAGAAGCUCUUCUCAGAGUAGUGGAACAUCAGGGAGGAGAUAGUCAUCUGACGUUUGUGACAAGAGCCAUUCGCAUCAUGGAGUGGAUUGCCAACAUGGAUCUCUCUGGGUAUCAGAAUCAGAGUGGCCUGACGGCCAUUAUCAACAGACUUGAGAAUCUGAUCGUGAACUACAACAUUUUCAUGAAGCAUUGUUGUUUUAAAACUGUAGUUCAUCAUUUCGUUUUUCCUUAUCCAGGUGCUGAAGCUCUGGUCUCAUGUGGCUUAUUAGAAGCUCUUCUCAGAGUAGUGGAACAUCAGGGAGGAGAUAGUCAUCUGACAUUUGUGACAAGAGCCAUUCGCAUCAUGGAGUGGAUUGCCAACAUGGAUCUCUCUGGGUAUCAGAAUCAGAGUGGACUGACGGCCAUUAUCAACAGACUUGAGCAAGAAAUAAAGAAAUGCCAACCUCAUCAUGGAGCCAUACUGUCCCCAGACCUCCCCUCUGCUCCAUCAAACCAGCAAGAUGGUAUUGCCAUGGAAACCAGUGAAAACCAGGGAGGACAGUCUGAUGCUUCUUCACAGUCACAUCAGUCAGAAGAAGUCCCCAUGGAGACUGAACAGCCUUACAUCAACAAUACAGAAGAUAACAAAAUGGAAGUGGAUGAACAUGAAACAGGAAAAGAAAAGUCACAGGUUGAGCUUGCUGAAGCAGGCCCUAGCUCAUCAGUGAGUCCUGUCAGUAAGAGCCGAUGCUUGCCUCAGCGAGCAGCUCUGAUCAAGGCUGUUCUUAGCUUUUUGAAGAAGUCUAUUCCUGACCCAUCCUUCUCAGAAAGCAUCAGAAAUGUCAUGGAUAGCUCACUUCCAACAUCACUAAAGUACGUUAUCAGCAAUGUGGAGUACUAUGGUCCUGUCCUUUUCAUGGCAGCUAUUGAUGUUGUGACUGUGUAUGUCUUCCAUGAGCCAUCUCUCCUGUCGUCACUCCAAGACAAUGCAGUGAAUGUGAUGGAUAACACUUUCUUUCAGCUGUUACAAGAGGUCUGUGCACUAGGCCGGGACCCAAAGUACAUUGGCUUCAAGAUGGGUGCUAAGCCAGACGGUAGUGAAGUGGACAGUGGUAGUGGAUUAGGACAAGGCUCUGGGCGUGUUGCUCCUGUGACUGAGGAACCAAUGUCUGACGAGGAAGAGGAUGAUGAAGAUAGAUUCAGCUUUACUAGCACUACCAGCACUGCUAAGGUCCUUGCUGAAAAUGACAAGAACAGAGAUAACUCAAAGAAUUCUGAAGAGGAGAAACGGACCUUUAUUCCACUCAUGGACUAUAUCCUGAAUGUGGUUCGGUUUGUUGACUCAAUUCUGAGCAACAAUUCAACUGACGAUCACUGCAGAGAGUUUGUUCGUCUUGGAGGACUCGAACCUCUAAUUAACAUCCUUGGUUUGCCGAACCUGCCUCUCGACUUUGUUUCUUCUCCUGCUUGUCAAUCUGUGUCAGGUGUAUGCAAAUCUAUCCUGAUGCUUUCCCAUGAAGCACAAGUAUUAAAACAAGGUCUGACUCUCCUCAUUGAUGUUCUCACUUCCUUGGAACCCCUCAUUUCAAGAUCAGACGUGUCUCCAUUGUCUAUCCUGUUGCAUGAGGUGGCGUCGUCAGGCCGGCCCCAACAGGCCAUGGCAUCAAUGCAGCUAACUCCACUGUUGCAUGGAAUUGUAGCUGCUCAUGCAUACAUCAGCAUGUUCCUUCAUGUGUGCAAAGUGGGACAGUUUGACAUCCGUACCUUGUGUGUGAAUCACUGGGGUUCAGAUCAGGGAAUCACUGUGCUAAAACAACUCAGUCAGCUUUACAUGUUUCUCAUCUGGGAGACAAUUGUGUUGGAAACCAUAAGCAAGUCAGAAACAUUACCUGAGGAAACAAAGCUGGUUGAAAAAGAUCUAGAGAUGCUGAAAGCAUCAACAUCGGCAAGUCAAGAAGAGCCAUCAGUUCCAGGACAAGCACCUGAAGGCAGCCCGUCAAUAACAGUGACAAAUGACACAGAAGCAAGCAGUGAAACCACCACUUCAAAGUCAAGUCUUCUUCCUGAACAACAAAGAAUUAUAAAACAACUUCUUCAAGCAUCAACUGCUCUCGGCCGUGCCAUGUCAGACCUGUUUGUCCUCCUUGUGAAGCUCAGUGUUGGAUCAGCUCAGCGGCAGCGACGGGCUCCACAUACUGCAGCUACACCUGGUCUUCCUACCCUUCCAGCACGUCAUGUAGCUUUGCAGCUUAGCAAAGUGUUGAAGGAUGCUUUGACUUGGCAAGGCCUUCCCAGUAAUAUUUUAGUGCCCAAACUAAGAUGGCACUUCCACAUGUGCAUUGUUGGUUUUGCUUCUCGCCUGCUGUUUGAUGAAAAGAAGAAUCCUUAUCAUUUGAUGCUGCAACAAUUUGUCAUGUCCGGGGCACACAGCAGCCUUUUCUUGUUGUUAAAACUGGUAUUGAGUCAGGACAGCAAAGCACCCAUGAAUGACAGCAUUAGUCACUCAGGUUUUCCAGCUGGUUCACAGGAAUUGUUGGACUCCUGGUUAACACUGGUCAGCAGAUUGUCCAAUUCUGAAACCCUGAUGGAUUCCCCACACAGCCUUCCUCAAACAUCUACAGCGCCAGGCUUUGUGCCAUUCCACCCCAUCAACUUUCUUGUCGCAACUCAAAAGAAAGCAUUCUCAGCUGUCCAACAGCUCUGGGGACAGAAACUUCCUAAGGAGUAUGGUCCACACAUGGCUGAAUCCAUGCUGGCCAUACUUUACCACAUCAUAAAGGGCGAGGCUGUGAUCAAAGAGAAGCUGGGACCAGCAGCUGAAAGCUCAUCAUCUACAAGUGGCUCCUCUACUGUUGCAGCAGCAAGACCUGCUGAUGAACCUUCACGUGCCCAACCUGAGAUCAACAUGCGGCAUUUACAGCAGUUUAUAGACAUGGGUUUCACUCAUGAACAUGCUAGACUGGCCCUGCUGAGCACAGGCAGCCUUGAGGAGGCUACUGAUUACAUCUUGACUCACCCUCCACCGCCGCCUGCAAGGGAGCUUGGCUUGGAUUAUGACAUGUUAGAAGAAGAUCAAAUGAUGAGGGCCAUAGCAAUGUCGCUAGGACAGGACAUAACAAACACCCCAGCUGAAGAUCAGUCUGCUGUUGCCCCUGCUGUUUCUGGUGCUGUUGUUGACACCACUUCUGCUGCUGCCCCUGCUGCGACAAGCUCUAAAACAAAGAAGGUAGAAGAAACAAUAGAGGAUAAAGAAAAAGACGAAAAAGGUGAUGACAAUGGUGAUGAUUCCACUCCUUUGGAGAAGACCGUGCUAGAUCAGUUUACUGCCGACAUGUUGCAAGGUUGUCUUGAAGUGUUGACUGGCAUGCCAGGAACUGUCUUCAAAGCUUGUGAUGUUCUCUCUGUGGUGGCACAGCGUAAUGGCGAGGAGUGGAAGGAGAGCACAAUGAUGCAUGUUUUAAAACAGCUUACAACGGACAUUGGGGUUGUUUUGAAAUCUUGCACUAACCAAAGUUCUGACACCAAGCAACUUGAGGAGAGUAUGUCACUGCUGAAUUCUACACCUGAAGCUGCCCGCUUGUCUUCUCUUCUACAUCUCACUUGCUUAUUAUUUGAAGAGAAGAAGUUUCAAUGUGAAGCCAUUGUUGAGAAGUUUGGCAUCCUGAACUCAUUACUAGAGCUACUUGAACUGUGCCAGGCAAAUCUCGUACAAAUCAAGUUGAUGGGAAAUACUGCUACUACACCAGUAUGGUUGUCUCCGCUUAUACUGUUCUUGGACACGCACGAGAAAAUGGCAGUCACAACUAAAAGAAAACAACUUCAUGACAAGUGUACUACUCAUGCCUGGAAAUGGUUUGACGACCGAAGUGGUCGCUGGUACAACUACAAUGUCAACAAUAACACAACCAUCGAUGCAGCAUACAGGAAUGGAGAAUCACGAGUCAGAUUUAUGGCAGGAAGGCGGCGUUAUUUAGUGAACUUUUCCACCAUGGUUCAGGUAAAUGAAGACUCGGGUAACAGACGUCCUAUAAUGCUAGAAGCAGUCGACAACCCCAGUAGUGGUGCGUCAACAAGCAGAAGAGACGAAGCAGAGAGUUCUUCAAGCAGCGCCUCUGUUGCUAGCGGUAAAGGAAGCGGAGAAGAUUCUCAGAGUACCUCCCAGGAUAAGCCAAGCAAGAAAGCAAAGAAAGAUAAGCAAGACAGAGAAAGCUCAGAUUCGGCAAAAACUGAGAAGACUGAGGGACGUGUGGUUAUUCACCACUUAAAUGAUGAUCAGAAGGCUCUUGUAAUCAGAUGCUGCACAAGACUUAUUAGUAUUCCUGUCUCCCCAACAACCCUUCAAGCAGUCCUGAAAUUAUGUCUCAGACUCACUCAAGAACACAAGUACGCAGUCCAGUUUGUGGAGCAAGGCGGAGCUCGUGCGCUCCUUUUCCUCACACAAGACUCUGCAGUUGCUGGUUUUACAACACUGGCAACUCUUCUCCUCAGGCAUGUGUUGGAAGACGAAGAGAACUUGAAACACACUAUGGAGAAAGUUGUGCGAUCGUCAGCGACUAGUAGUGUCAGUAGUACAGUCACUGGAGUGAGUCAAAGCUCACCUGGUGCUAAAGAGAUAAAUUAUAUAUUACGAAUUCUAGGACCUGCAGCUUGUCGCAAUGCUGAACUUUUCAAGGAAGUAGCUACAAGCUCGCUACAGUUAGCCAUAACUCCUCAACUAAGACGGACAAUGAUUGAAGGCGGGGAGACAAACAUGCCAUCGAACUAUGCUCAGAUUGUGAAGGCAAGUUUGGCAAAGCCUGCUAAACCUCCCCCAGUGGCAAAACAGGUGCAUGGCGUUGUCUGCGAUCUUUUGAAUGUUUUAUGUGCGUCUGACAGCACGGCAAGGGCAAUGGAUAGAGGAAUCCUUAUGUGCCGCUCAGACAGUCAAAUGCUUGGCGAGCUCGGCCGUGCUUUGGGUCAAGUUGGUGAUCUGCUGGCUGGGUUUAGUGGUCAGGGCGCUCAGCAGAAUCUGACAGCUCGUCAACUACCUGCCUACACAAGACAACUCACUGGAGAGGACGUUGAAGUUGAAGAAAUGGCUCUGGAUUCUUCGCAAAAUAGCAGCCAAGGCAAUUCACAGUCACUAUUAAAAACUGAUGAAAAGAAGGACGAAGUUAAUGCCACAGAAGAAAACAAGGAUUCAACCCCAGAUGUCAAGGCACCUUCCAAGCCUCUCUUACCCAAGUCAGCCAUUCUGAAGCUGUUAGCAGAGCUGGUGAAGUCUUAUGCAGGAGUAGCACAGCUUAUUACAGACUACAGUCAUACUGCCCAGCUGUCUUCAGCAUCAGAGUAUGAAGGACCAGUCCUAGCCUUUAUUCUAGAUCACCUUCUUCCAUCUGGCACACCAACUGACAAUGAAGACACUCCAUCUUUUGCGCGCAUCUUACUUGCAACAAUCGCUACAUGUCACCAGGCACCUGAAGCUCAGCAGGCCCUGGUUGCCGAGAUGAAGGCCUCUCUAGGACGAGCCUUGAGCUUACCAGAGUCAACCGCAAAACACUCCAGGCUACAGGCGAUCUUUACCUUGGUACAAACAAUGAUCGAGACGGGACCUCAAUCUUCGCAACAUGCGGCAGCAGCCGCGGGGGUGCAGCCUAACAAUGUCAUGAAGCUACUACUGAAGAAAGGACUCGUGAACGAUUUAGCUAGAGUUCCACACAGCUUGGAUUUGGCCAGUCCCAAUUUUGUUGCGACCAUCAACUGUCUGCUAAAGCCUAUGGAGAAGCUGUCUGGUGUGGUGAACCAACAGAGUUCCAGUGGUCCGUCCAGUGCUGCUGGUAAAGAUCGAGCUACUGGUGGUGAUCUGCAGACAGCAAGUGGACAGGGGACAGGGACUGGGUCAGAAUCUCAACAGGCCUCGUCAACUGUCCAGACAAGUGAAGGAGCCAGUGGACCAAGAACAGGAGAGAGUCAGGAAUCAACUGAUGCAACACCUAGUCAAGUUGCCGCGCAUGAAGACUCUUUAGCGUCUGAUUCUCAGCGUGAUAAUGCAGCAGCUAGUGGGGAUUCUUGGGGUCUACCUGAAAUCUCUGGCAGGGGGAUCAUUCCAAUGGCCUCAGAAGAGGAACUUGAAGAAUUGCAGGACAUGGUCGACGAAUUGUUGAACUCGGAUAGCAAUGAAGGCCAAGCAGGACAAGAUGUUGACAGUAACAUUGUGGCAGAGCAUGUGACGACCCGUCGCAUGGCGGAUGGACGCGUGGUAGAAGAGACCACCUAUGUUAUUGACCCUCACUCCAGUGACAGUGACAAUAGCUCUUCUGAUGGUGACAGUGGUGGAGAAGAUGUGGGUGAGAACUCUGACGAUGAUGAAGGCGAUCAUGAUGAGAGAGGAGGAGACGACGAAACCAUGGUGAUCACUUUUGAAGACGCGGGUGAUAAUGAUGAUCAUGGUGAUGAUGAUGAUGAGGACGAGGGCGAUGAUGAUGACGAUGACGAUGAUGAAGAAGAAGACGAGGAAGAAGAUGAAAUAAGUUCAGUGAACAGGCCAGAAGGUGGCAUGGGUGUGAGAGAGGCUGGAGUGAUGGAGGAGUCCAGCGGAGUUGAUGUGAUGGAAGAGGAGGGAGAAGAAGACGAAGAUGACCAUGAUGAGGACGAUCAUGAUGAUGAUGAAGACGAAGGCGGCAGUGACAUGGAUGAAGAUGGCGUUGACAUGAUAGGAGAAGAUUCUUUCAGAAUUUUCGAGGAGGAUGCCAUCUACUUGCCUAUGGACGAAGGUUCUGGUCGCCAUCUUGGUUGGAUGAGUGGUCCUCACGGUGGUCGCUUUGCAGGUACAUUUAUGAUGACUGUGUCCCAAGAUGAUGAGCCAGACACCAUUUCUAACAUGGCUCAGCGCCUGUCCCGUGUGCAUGGCCUCCGUAUGACGCCCAGGCACCACACCCAGCAGGCACAGUCGAUUCAUUUGUCGCAUCCUCAAGGUGUGAGUCAACCUCCUGUGCCGGCAGUGAUUCAGAGCCUGCUGGGACCCGAGAGUUCGUCAGAUGGUCUUCAGUUCAGUACAGGUGUGACUCACCGAAGCAGACAUUUGGCUCAAGAUGAGAUCCAGGUGAUUGCAAGGAAUACUGAAGAUGGCGUCACUGAUGAGAUAUUUUUUGAAAAUUUUGGCGAGGGUACUUCAUCCACCGUGCCAUCUGCUUUAAUGCGGUGGGCUGAAGAAGGUCAGAUUCUAGACCCACAGGGCAUUCACUAUUGCAUCGCUGCUGUUAAGCCUGAGAUCCUUCCUGUCCUGCUGAAGCGGCAGGCUGAGGAGAUUGCCAAGGGGAAAGAGGAAGAGCAGAAGAAGAAGGCAGAGGCUCAAGCAAAGGCUGCUGCUUCCAAGAAAGAAGAGGAAGAGAAGAAGAAGAAACAGGAGAGCAAAGAGAGUGGCGUAGAGUCGUCAACAACUUGUGAUGGGCAGGGUACAUCAACAGAAGCAGACGAAGGAGCUUCUGCAGAAGCACAGAAUGAAGGGAUGCAAGUUGAACAGCAACCUACAGAUGCUGCUGUAUCAGAACCUCCCGCAUCUGAGGCAGUUGCCCCAGAGGACACUUCUAUGUUAGUAAGAAUGUACACGGAUGAACCUGCUGAUGAGACCUCGGUUACAUCUGCUGAUGUCGCUGUAGUGAGAACAUCAACCCCUGUUAACGAGAGUGAAGGCAAUUCCUCAUCCACACCCACCACGAUGCCUGCCAUGCCUGCCAGCUCAGUCGUCCAAGAUAUCAUUACUGCAGCCACAAUGGAAGCAGCUAGCCUGAGCGCAGGUGGGGAUGACGAGGUAGGAGCACCAGGCAUUGAAAACCCCCAAGGUUCUAUCAAUGAGGCUGAGAGAACAGAGCAGGAGACUGUACAGCAGGGAAGUGACGGUUCCCCCAUGGCUUUGGAGGAAGAAGGAACUGCUGCUACACCAAGCGCAGGCGUACCAGAACCUUCAGCAGCUGCCAGUGACACUACAACAUCAGCUGGCGAUACAGCAGCUGAGCCUGCUCCAGAUACCGCACAGCCUGGCACUAGUGGAGAAGCCUCAGCCCUAACGAUAGAUGGAAUUCCUAUCCCUGCUGGAGUGGAUCCCUCGUUUCUGGAAGCAUUACCGGAAGCGAUUCGCCGCGAGGUUCUUGCUGAACAGCUUGGACUGCAUCCACCUCCAACUCAGAGAAAUGCCGCUGCGAACGAGAAUGAGGGCACCGCUGACUUGAAUGUGAGCCCAGAAUUUCUGGCUGCCCUCCCCCCUGACGUGCAAGAAGAGGUCCUUCAACAGCAGCGGAUUGAACAAGAGAGAAGACGUAACCAAACAACCACUCCUGAGCAAGCUGUAGAUCCGGGUUCUUUCCUUCGUAACCUGGCCCCUUCCCUGCGACAAACAGUCUUGGCCGACAUUGACGACUCUCUUCUCCCUCUACUACCAACCGACCUGGCCUCCGAAGCACAGACUCUCCGGAGAGAGAUAGAGGCCAGGCACCACAGGCUACUCCAGGAGCGUUUUAACUUUGGAAGUGGAGACAGAGCGUCGGCUAUUUCGGCUCUUUUGCGCCACUCUGCCUUGUCUCGGCAUGGUGGGGGGUCUCAUUUUCCAAGGCUACUUCCCUCCGGGGGAGGGUUAAGUGGUAGGGUGACAGGAUUUUCGAACACUCCACCUUACCUUCCUUCUCCAAACCGCAAGAUCGUCGGACGUCACUUGCUGGAUCACGAGGCUCUGGCGUGCCUCCUGGUCCUUCUUUUCGUGGAAGAACCUCGCCUUAACACCGGACGCUUACACAAGGUGCUCAGAAACCUGUGUUAUCACGACGAAACGCGCUCGUGGCUGAUAAGCGCCAUGAUUACAAUUCUCAGAAGAACUAGCGGGCAACAAUCAGAUGGAUCUUGCCCUUUGCCUAGCAUGGAAAGCGCAUCUCACGCGGAGCCAUCUUCGUCUAAUUCUGAGCCUGAUAGAACAGAGAGUCCGUGCAGGCUUGAUGAAUAUCUGAACACUCAAGAAAGCGCCUCUGAUUCUAAAGCCUCGAAGCAACACUCUUGGCUCUCGUUCGGUGUGCGCACUUCACUAGGUUCACGGACAAAUGUAUUUUGCAUAAAACGGCAAGGGAAGGCUGGACUUGAACGUAGCACACACGUUAGCAUACACCCUCAAGCAUCGCAUUUUGUCUGUAAGCAUGUGCUUGACGCGUUGUUGUUCCUAGCGAAGAGCUUUCCCGCUAGUUUCACUCCGUAUCAGGCGGCAAAACCGCAUCCAUCUUGUAGCAAAGAAGACAAUUCUUCAAGUGAAGCAAAGCCUGUUGCUUCCACAUCUCAGGAGAGUACAGAUUUCUGGGAUAUCCUGCUUAAACUAGAUACCGCUGGUAGUGGAAGAAAAGGAAAGAGUGCGGCCAAAACAAGCUCGAUUCAGUCGCACUUGCCAUCUACAACAGACUCACCUACAGAGGAACUUAAAGACUUUUCCACGGCUCCUAUUGGACAGCUUUUAAUUACACUUGCGCAUCCCGUUGUACAUGAAAGUGUUGUCGUGACAGACAAGCUUUUACGUUUGUUAUCGGUAACAUCAGCUGCUCUCCCGGACAUGCCUGAGAAAUCGAGCAAACAGACCGAAGGCAGCGAAACUACAUCAUCUGAAACGGUUCCUGCUGAAACGCUAGCUCAGACGCCUUCCGCUGAGCCUGUCACGCAGUCUUUAAAUACCAACGAGGCCGUGACAAACGUGAGCGUGACAGUUCCCGAGGAAAACGUGACCACGCAUCACCUGGCAGUUCAUACGCCAGGUUCGGAGACCGAGUCCGUGGCUUCAUCGCUGAUUGUUGAACGAUCUUCGGAAGCAGGAGGCGAACCUCAUGAGGUAGAAUCACUAGACGGGGGAUCUGUGGAUGAACCUCUGUCCCAAUCCACUGAGACCUUGUCCCAUCCAGGCAUGGCAGAGCCGUCCCAUCCAGGGAUGGUUGAGCCUAUGAUAGUGGAGGUGUCUCCACCUGUUGAUCCGCAGUCGCAGGCUUGCAAUGAAGAUAGCUCUUUGUUGACAACUGCAGCGUCAACGGCGACGAAAGAAAUCCCAGAACAGAAAGCCUCCAUGGUCAAAGAAAGCCAUUUGCGGCUGGUUGUAAACGUUCUCACGUCUGGUAUGUGCUCAGAAGAAGGACUCGAGGACGCUACUACGCUUCUACUACAAGUCUCUCGCCUGAACCCGCAGACGCGGGACAGUGUACUACAGCUGCUGCUUGAGGGCGCUCGCAGGAUUGGGGAGACGUUACAACAGAAUAUCGCUGUGCUGUUGAGUGAACUGAUAGAACACAAUAGAAAUGCACCUCAAAAGGACGAACCGGAACUGAAAAAAGGUAAAAGACCAGCCUCGCUUGUGCUCCCCACAGCUCCUCGGAGGCCGACAAGGGGCGGACACCAAGGUGGUUGGGCGACCAUGCCUGGCGGCACGAGGGCGAGAAGACAACAGCAAAACAGACAAGUACGGUACGAUCUUCACUUGCCGUCCAUGCCUACUCUGACGUGCAAGACCUCCAGCCAGGCGCUACUGCUUAGGGUACUCAAGGUCAUUCUGCAGCUCAGGGAAGCAGCUCGUAAGUCUGCUUCUGGAGCGACAUCGUCAAGGACAAGAACAUCGCAGAGAAGAGUUACGGACGAGAGUUCCGUGGUGCAGCGGCUUGUCCAGGGGUCACGUGGUCUGGGUGCUGUGAUCGCGGCAAUAGAGAGCGAAGCAGAAGCCAUCUUUGAAGCCUUCUCACACAUGCGCGCCUUGCGCUCUGAUCACCAAGGGGAUCAUGGGAGAGCUAGUGGUCAGCGGAAUGAACCGGCGCCUCAAGGAGAUGGCGGUCACGACAGAAACAGACCUGAGGGAGGUGGGCAGGAGGGAGGAAGCUCCCAGCAAGGUGCGUCUACAUCAGGGACUGCAAACGAGCCUGAGUUGCCUCUGCUGAGUGAGCAGAUCACCCUGGAGGAGCUGUGGGACACGUUAGGAGAGUGUCUGUCUGAGCUGGGUAGGACAUCUGAUAGUCACGCUGUACUGGUGCUGCAGCCCGCUGUGGAGGCGUUUUUUCUUGUCCAUGGCACUGAAAAGCAGCAGGAAAGCAGCUCAACUCAAAACCAAGGCGAACAGCCGCGCUCUGGACAUCGGCUAUCCUCAGUGAGCUCAGAAAUUAUGCCAGCAUCUCCCGGGCCUCUCUCUCCAGGCCCUUUGAGUCCCAGCAGGCAGAUGUCAGUCACAUCUGUGACGUCAGACCUGCCAUCUGACACGCAAAAGUUUCUACGAUUCGCUGAAAAGCACCGAACCGUUUUGAACCAGAUUCUCCGCCAGUCCACCGUCCACCUCGCUGACGGACCGUUCGCGGUCCUCGUGGAUCACACGCGCGUUCUCGACUUUGACGUAAAACGUCGGUUCUUCCGACAAGAGCUCGAACGACUCGACGAAGGAAUCCGACGAGACGACCUCACGAUUCACGUACGACGCGAACACGUGUUCGAAGAUUCGUACCGCGAACUCCAUCGGCGUUCUUCGGAGGAGAUGAAGUGCCGCUUGUACGUCGUAUUCGAAGGCGAAGAGGGGCAAGAUGCCGGGGGAUUACUCCGGGAGUGGUUCGUGAUCAUGUCCCGGGAGAUGUUUAAUCCUAACUACGCUCUAUUUACCACUUCCCCAGGGGACCGGGUCACGUACCAACCCAACCCCAGCUCCAACUGUAACUCCAACCACUUGAGUUACUUUAAAUUCGUGGGCAGGAUCGUAGCCAAGGCGAUUUAUGACAACAAGCUUCUGGACUGUUUCUUUACUCGCUCCUUCUAUAAGCACAUCUUGGGCAAGGCUGUGCACUUCACAGAUCUGGAGUCGUUCGACUAUGCGUUUUAUCAGGGCCUGCAGUAUCUGCUGGAACACGACUUGAGUGAGAUCGACAUGGAGCUCACAUUCAGCACAGAGGUGCAAGAAUUCGGUUUGUCAGAAAUCCGUGAUUUGAAAAAGGAUGGCCGGAACAUUCCCGUCACAGAAGAGAACAAGAAGGAGUAUGUGAAGCUUGUGUGCCAGAUGAAAAUGACAGGAGCGAUAACAAAACAGAUCGAGUCAUUCUUGGCAGGAUUUUACGAUAUCAUUCCCAAGCGGUUGAUUUCAAUCUUUGACGAGCAAGAGCUAGAGUUGUUGAUUUCUGGACUACCUAACAUCGACUUGGAUGACUUGAAAGCCAACACGGAGUAUCAUAAGUACACCGAGGGCUCAUUACAGAUCCAAUGGUUUUGGAGGGCUUUGCGUUCAUUCGACCAGGCAGACCGCGCUAAAUUUCUUCAGUUCGUCACGGGUACGAGCAAGGUUCCCUUACAAGGAUUCGCCGCCCUGGAGGGAAUGAAUGGAUUUCAGAAAUUUCAGAUCCACCGUGAUGACAGAUCCACGGACAGACUGCCUUCAGCGCACACGUGUUUUAACCAGCUUGAUCUUCCUGCGUACGAAACAUACGACAAGCUGCGCUCUAUGCUGAACAAGGCAGUGGAUGAGUGCCCUGAAGGAUUUGGCCUGGCUUGAAACUAUGACCACAAGAUUUACACACGGGGAUCAAGAACGCAAAACGACGAAACAUUAAAAAGACAACAACAUGAAAAUGAGCCAAAGACACUUAAUUACUGUUUGCUGUUAGGACAGGAAGUGUCAACCGUACGACAAUAGGACUAAAUUAAAAGGAAUUUUCUAAGGACUAAGUCGCGGUUAUCCAGCGACUUGGUCUGUGUGGAUUGGAGUGGAUCGCUGGACCGCUGGAUCGUGCAUGUUACUCAUUUGGUUAAAAGUGUGCAGAAGCGUAAUUUGCUUCAUUUGAGAAAAGUGACUACUGUCGUAAUUUAGGGAGGAACUGUGUCACGCGAGUGUUGUCACGUAAGUGUGGCGUCACGUAAGGAUAUUUCGAUACAGCCAUUUUCCUACCCAAAAUCGCUGGUGUGUGCUGCGCUUUAACACUUGUUGCUGUUGUCUGAUUGAGCAAUAAAACAUUGUUUUCUUAUUAAAGUAGCGAAGAACAGAUGAAUGGACACCGCUUAUUUAGAAAUUGGUGCACGGUUUGGAGCUUCACUCGUGAAAUAAUGGCAGAGUUCUCGAGUGACCGACAAGAUAUCACGUAACAGUUAUGUUAAAAAAGCGAUCUUUGAACAUUUUGAGUAAACCUAGUUGUCAGUCUUAGAAAACCUCGCCUCGGCUGACAUGUUUAAUUAAAACAGAUUUUGAAACAAUUAAACGGCAUACAUUUCCAUUU
Messenger RNA from Orbicella faveolata, 14979 nucleotides. RefSeq names its product E3 ubiquitin-protein ligase HUWE1-like. Gene Ontology annotation, molecular function: protein binding; zinc ion binding; ubiquitin protein ligase activity. Lineage: Eukaryota; Metazoa; Cnidaria; Anthozoa; Scleractinia; Merulinidae. Gene Ontology annotation, cellular component: cytoplasm; nucleus. Gene Ontology annotation, biological process: ubiquitin-dependent protein catabolic process; protein polyubiquitination. The record is from RefSeq and is a predicted model, not a curated record.